GUGGACCUCCAGGAGAUGACGACGAUGACGAGGACUUCAACGACGAGAAAAGUCGUAAAGAGAAGAAGAACAAGAAGAAGGCAAUCGUGGCAGUGGACGGGUCGAGGCAUGGAGGAAUCUACGGACCUCGCAUCGAUCCAAACAACAUGGUGCUUACUUCAACCACGUCCUCAGCCAGCGGACGGGACGGAGUGGUUGUGAUGGCAAUUGUGAAGGGAAGCAAGGAUCGGGCUCGAAAUAGCCCCCAACUGUCGGCCUACGUGUUGCAGAAGGCAAUCCUGCUUUUCUAUGAACAGAAGAAACUGUUCCCGCAGGGUCUUUGCAGUGGAGUGCCAGCUGUUCAAGACUGGGCCCUUCAGCAGGGGGUCAUGUUGAAAAAGAUGGUUUGCGAUCAACGUGGUGAUCCAGGUGAUUUGGCCGAGCUUCCUAACGCCAAUCGCUCGGAUGUCUCGACCACGGCUUCGGACCUGGGAUCUGGCGUGUCAGUGUUGACGUCAUCUUCUACUUCAUCUGCUCUAGAUGACAAGUUGACCCGGUUAGUGAACCAAGUGAAAGCCAUCAAGAUUGCUACUUCAAAAUCAACAGGGAAUGAUGAUGGUGAUUCUGUUGACAUGAAAAAGGACUCUCAGCAAUCUACGUCCAUGGGGCCCAAUGAGAAAACGGAAUUGUCCUUACCACCAGGGGAUACUCCUCAUGAAAGGGUAGCUGCCAUUCUCAAGAUUGCCAAAGCUAGACGCCUUGAAGCUGAAAAGAAAAUGUCCAGUGAUCCAGAACAAACAACCAAAGCCCCUACAGCACCUGGUUCCAGUUCGCAUGACUCCACCGGUGGAGAUGAGAUCCCCGAGUUUGUUUACAAAUCUAUGACCGGCGAUGUGCCAAAGGCUUUUCCAUUGAAGGCCCAGUACCUCAAGAGCAUGCGAGAGGAAGGCCUGCGCGGAGUAUCAGUGGAGGUGGAUCUGAACCCUCGUGUGUUUGACCUGACCACGCCUUCGGGUCUUGUGCAUUACCCAGAGCAGUUCGGCAAGUUCCUGGCUCGCUAUGUGGUAGAGCAUCCCUUCGCGCGUCUCAUGGAUGCAGUGUCCUACCUUGCCCAGAGCAAGCACAUGAAUAAGGCUGGACCCAGCGUUGAAGCCCUCCAACAGCUUGCUAGAGCCUUGUGUGAGAAGAAAGAAGCUGAGAAGAAAUGCGAAGGUUCUUCAUCGGUGCCAGCUGAGAAGAAUGACGUACCCGAGCUGCCUGACAAUUCUGAGCCGGCUGCACCUGCAGCACCUCACUCCAAGAGGCGUCGAGUCUCGGGGAAAAGUGCUCCCGUUGAAGAGUGCCCAGAGCCAAAGACCAAACCCAAGAAGGAGCGAAAGCCGAAGGAACGAAAGCCCUCCAUUUCGAAGAAGGUCAUCGAAGAAGCGGAGAACUUUGAUCCCAGCAACCUCCCCUUCCAAUUGAAAUGGUCCAAUUUCGAGCUGCUGAAGCGUCACUAUUCCUUGCAAGAUCAUGAAGCAACUUCGAUCUUACUUGCGAUGGUGGGGCCGAGUGAAGAGGGGAAGCGCUACUGGGACAAGUUCAGAAUUCCCAAGAGCUUGUUUGACUACCCACCACCUGACUUCUCUGUUGAGGCUGAAGAGUCGGAAGAGGAUGCCCCAAGGGCUCGAGCUGAGGAGCCUGUCAACAAGAAGGAGCAGGAGCACGUCAACAAGAAGGAUCCCCUCAACCCGAAGCAAGCGAAGGAGCCCGUCAAGCCGAAGGAGCUUGCGAAGGAGCCCGUCAACCCAAAGGAGCCUGCGAAGGAGCCCAUCAACCCAAAGCAGCCCAUCAGCAAGAAGGAUCAGGUUAAGGAACCCAUCAGCAAGAAGAACCAGGUCAACAAGGAGUUCCUCCACAAGAAGGAGCUUGUCACCUCGAAGGAACCCGUCAAGGAGCCCGUGAAGGAGCCCGUCAAGAACCCCAUCAACCAGAAGGAACCCACCAACCCGAAGCACGAGAAGAUUGGUUCUGUUCCCAAGUCCGGAGGAUCAUCUGAGAAGCGGAGCAAGGAUUUGCCUUGUGAGCCUGAAGGUGCACCUGUCAAGAGGCGCCGGAUUCGCAAGGUUCACCCAGACACGCAGCCUGGAUCUGACUAUGAGUCUGAGUAUGCCUUUGAGGACCCUGAGGAGGAAGCCAUUGAAAUUGAUGGUGAAGAGAUGGACGACCCCGCAUGUGACACAGAUCCUGACGAUGAUGACGAUGAUGAGGAAGACAUCUUGUCCACCAGCAAGACUGGCAGUGAUGCUCCCGGCCCAGACAGCCCACCCCUUGAAGUUCAGAAGGUUGACUCCGAGUUGGUUCAGCCGCCCGAGGUGAUCCGAGCAGAGCCCGUGAAGCAGCCCCUGGACAUCCCAGCUUUGGAUGCACGCUAUGCCCUGGAGGAGAAGUUGAGAAAUGCAGCUACACCUGCCAAGGCUGCAUCCAUGGAUGAUGAUACGACACCCAAGAGAUUCAGGUUGGGCCCAUCGGCUUCAGCUGUUCAGCCUGCAGAUGUGUCUGCUGACAAGAUGACCCAGCUUUUGAAGCUGCUCACUGGUCUUCAGGAGAUGGUGAAGGAUCCGUCCGUCCAGGGUAUGAUGGGGGAGCUAUCGUCGCAGUUUCCGAUUUUGGGGAGUGGAGGUGGGCAUGAGGUUGAUGCUGCACGUGCUGGCGCUCCAUCAUCAUCAAAGCCAGGUGCUGCGGCUGUGAAGCCUGCUCCUGAAAAAUCCAGUUCUCGCAAGCCAACGCCAGAGAUUUGUGCGAAAGAUCGCAAUGUUCACGUUGACAACACAGUGGACAAGACCAAGCCUGGGAAGGAUGCGCCGGAGGUGAAGACGGAGGAGCUGGAGGACGAAGAUCACCGUUCCGAUGCUGGAGAUUGUGGGGAAGAGAAGGAGGUCAACAGUUCAACGCAUCGAAAAGAACACGCCCGACUCAGCCGACGUAUGGCCAGCAUUGAUGCUGCCCAGUACCCGGAGAUGGUUCGCCUUUGGAAUGGUAGCAGGAAGGAAAAAUGCGAGCUUUUGCGAUCCUGGCUGUCCUCGGGAGAGAACCUGGCGGCUACGGAAACCUCCCUUGUCCUGUCCAAGAAGCAAGAGACCUCUGUCGAAAAGAAUAAGGAGCUCCUCACUAUUCGGCAGAUGGUUGGAAAAGGCUUCAGCCAGGCCAAGAUUGAUGCCAUUGUGCGAAGGGGCGAUGGCAUCCCAGAUGAGGAUGCACCCUUGGACCCUGAAUCAGUUAGAUUUUGGGCGUUUACCACUGGGCACUACAAAGAGCUUGAAAAGGUCAGCCUGAGUGGCACGGCAAAGACGAAUGUCAAGCCAACAGUGGAUGGGGUCACAUCGCUUUUGGAUGGUCAGUCCAUGCCCAGUGCUUGUGCUGCAUCGCCGGCAACAGGGAGCGGAACUUUGUCUUUGACAUCAUUGGUCGAUGUCAUGAAGGACUCGGUGAACACCGCUGGUGCCACCACUCCCGGUCAAGGACGUGCCAAGUCCAAGGCGAAGGCCAAGGCGAAAGCCAGAGCAGUGGAACCCACGACCGUGAAGGAGAAAAAAGAAGCCGCCCGGAAGGAGCUCAAGAAGGAGAUGAGCAACUGCUCGGUGCUCUUUGACCUUCCCAAGAACCAUGACCUACGUCUCAAACUUUCCGACAUGAAGGGGGAGCUUGAACAUCAUUUUGACAAGCUACCUGCCUAUCAGAUCAGCUCUUGCAGUGACGAGGACAUCGAUGAUUUCUACACCGAAGCAGCUGAGUUGGUCGACGCGUGCCGCAUGCUGAGGGCCCAAGCCCGAGCAGUGUCCAAUGAGAUCAAUAAGAAGUCCCAGGAUGUUUCGGCCUCGAAGAGUUCGCGAUUCGACUUCUUUGCAGAGUGCAACCGAAAUGAUGAUGAUAUGGAAAAUGCCUUUACCGAUGUCUCUGACAACGCCCCAUUUUGGGAUACCUAUUUGCAAACUCUUCCAUGGGCGGCAAGCCCACCAUACGCUGACCUAAUUGGCUUUUCGGUCGACCAGCUGAUGCCAGAUCUUUUGCAUGUGCUGAAUUUAGGCCCGGCUGGGUCCCAUUCCAUGCGCCGCAAUCUCGUCACCCAAGAGCUGUUGCUGCUCUUCACAUGUGAUUUGGAUGCCCUUUGGAAAUUGGUCUUCAUGGGUGCAGAGGAAUUCUGCGGCUAUCCCAGGGAGUGGGCAUGCAUCUGCGACAACAUUGGUAGCGGAGCUCCACGUGUGAAAGCGGACUACUGGGAGCACAUGCCAGAGCUUGGAGUUUGUGUUCAUCACCACCUGCAACCUCGCAAGAAGUUCCAGGACAAGCCGAAGGAGCCACAGAAGAUGAAAGCCUGCGCAGGGGAACCUGCACCUUCAACAAUGUCGGGAUCUCAGCAACGCGCAGGGGAACCUGCUUGCCCUACAGUG
Molecule: messenger RNA, 4409 nt
Organism: Cladocopium goreaui
Lineage: Eukaryota; Dinophyceae; Suessiales; Symbiodiniaceae
Source: the annotation of a GenBank genome assembly